AUGGCAAACCGACACGCACGCUUCACGACGUCCGAGGGUGUAUUUCGGAUAGAACUGAGCGAGGGCAAGGCACCCAAGACGACGGACAAUUUCAUCAAAUUGGUUGAGUCUGGCUUCUACAACGGCCUCAUCUUUCACCGCAUCAUCAGCGGUUUCAUGAUCCAAGGCGGCUGUCCGCAAGGCACAGGAAUGGGCGGCCCCGGUUAUACCAUCGACGACGAAUUUCACCCCGAGCUGAAGCACGACGUUCCUGGUGUCCUCUCCAUGGCCAACGCCGGACCGAACACGGGCGGCUCGCAGUUCUUCAUCACGCUUGCAGCCACCCACUGGCUGGACGGGCGGCAUGCCGUGUUUGGCAAAGUUGUGGAGGGGAUGGAUGUGGUUAGCGCCGCCGGCCAGGUGGAAACGGACGGCGGAGACCGACCCCGCGAAGACAUGAAGAUCGAGACGAUAACGAUUGAGUAA
Molecule: messenger RNA, 465 nt
Organism: Geodia barretti
Lineage: Eukaryota; Metazoa; Porifera; Demospongiae; Tetractinellida; Geodiidae
Source: the annotation of a GenBank genome assembly